AUGUUAGGAGCAAAGCCAAGAGUUCAUUUGCUUAUUUUGCCUUGUGCAUCUCAGCAGGUCUCUGCCAUGGCUGACAGGGGAGCAAGUAAUCACUCAGAAACGACUGACUUCAUUCUCAUAGGCUUCAGGGUCCGCCCAGAGAUACACAUUCUUCUCUUCCUGCUAUUUCUGCUUAUAUACUCCAUGGUCCUUCUAGGGAACGUUGGCAUGAUGACCAUUAUUAUGACUGAUCCUCGGCUGAACACACCGAUGUAUUUUUUCCUAGGUAAUCUCUCCUUCAUCGAUCUCUUCUAUUCGUCAGUUAUUGCACCCAAGGCUAUGAUCAACUUCUGGUCUAUGAGCAAGUCCAUCUCCUUUGCAGGUUGUGUGGCACAAUUCUUUCUCUUUGCCCUGUUCAUUGUCACUGAGGGUUUUCUCCUGGCAGCCAUGGCUUAUGACCGCUUCAUUGCCAUCUGCAACCCUCUCCUCUACUCUGUUCAGAUGUCAACACGUCUCUGCACUCAGUUGGUGGCUGGUUCCUAUUUUUGUGGCUGCAUCAGCUCAGUUCUUCAGACCAGCAUGACAUUUACUUUAUCCUUUUGUGCUUCUCGAGCUGUUGAUCACUUUUACUGUGAUACUCGUCCACUUCGGAGACUAUCUUGUUCAGACCUCUUUAUCCACAGAAUGAUAUCCUUUUCCUUAUCUUCUGUCAUUAUCUUGCCCACCAUCAUAGUCAUCAUUGUUUCUUACAUGUACAUUGUGUCCACAGUCCUCAAGAUACGUUCCACAGAGGGACGUAAGAAAGCCUUUUCAACUUGCAGUUCUCACCUGGGAGUAGUGAGUGUGCUGUAUGGUGCUGUCUUUUUUAUGUAUCUUACUCCUGACAGAUUUCCUGAACUGAGCAAAGUGGCCUCCUUGUGUUACUCUUUAGUCACUCCCAUGUUGAAUCCUUUGAUAUACUCUCUGAGGAACAAAGAUGUCAAAGAAGCCAUAAAAAAACUUCUAGAGAAGAAAAAUACUAUUCUGUGA
Molecule: messenger RNA, 1008 nt
Organism: Microcebus murinus (gray mouse lemur)
Lineage: Eukaryota; Metazoa; Chordata; Mammalia; Primates; Cheirogaleidae
Product: olfactory receptor 9K2
Biological process (GO): G protein-coupled receptor signaling pathway
Cellular component (GO): membrane
Molecular function (GO): G protein-coupled receptor activity; olfactory receptor activity
Source: RefSeq, a predicted model, not a curated record